CAGGUGUGUGGAGAGAAAAACAGAUUUGAGAAACUCAUGGAGUAUUUCAGAAAUGAGGACAACAACAUUGAUUUCAUGGUGGCUUGUAUGCAGUUUAUCAACAUUGUAGUGCACUCAGAAGAGAACAUGAACUUCCGAGUGUAUUUACAGUAUGAGUUUACACAACUGGGACUAGACAGCUAUCUGGAGAAGUUAACCGUCACUGAGAGCGAGAGGCUGCAGGUGCAGAUUCAAGCGUAUCUGGAUAAUGUGUUUGAUGUAGGAGCGAUGCUAGAGGACGCCGAGGCCAAAAACACAAUAAUGGAACAUCUAGAGGAGCUACAAGAACAAAACACACAGUUAAACACUAGACUGCAGCAGUGUGAGAGUGAAGCUGUGGAGAAGACGUCUGAACUGGAGAAACAGCUCAUACAGAGUAGGAAAGAGGUGGAGCUUCUGAAGGACAGUGUGAAGGAGACACAGGCUCAGCUCUCUCAGCUGCAGCAGAAGGAGAAAGAGAGAGAGAUAUACAGUGAGAAGGAGCAGGAGCGAGAGAGAGAGAGACAGCGCUCUGCUGAAGCUCUGUCCGAGCUGGAGAAGAUGGCCCAGGUUCUGCUGGACCGAGGUCUGAUCCGCAUGGACAGAUCCCAAUCCGGCUCUCUGGAAUUACACAUUAUGCCAGCUGCUAACAUAACAGAUAAUAGUAUCACAGAAAUAAAGGCCUCGCCUGUGAUGCAGUCUCCGCCCCCUCCUCCUGCCCCCGCCCCUCCACCACCACCUCCUCCUCCGCCCCCUAUGAGUGUAGCCCCGCCCCCUUCACCUGUGCCUGGAAGGACAGGAAGUGUACAGACAGGUGUAAAAGGUAAGAAGCCAAUCAAGACCAAGUAUCGCAUGCCACUGCUUAACUGGCAGGCUCUAAUGGAGGAACAGGUGGCCGGCACCGUCUUCACAGAGCUGGAUGAUGAAAGUGUGCUUGGGGAGCUGAAUAUGGACGUCUUUGAGGAGUUGUUUAAAACUAAAGCUCAGUCUGCACCUGUGGAUGUCGGCACUCUGAAGGUGAAAGCGGCUCAUAAAGCAUCCAGUAAAAUCGCACUGCUGGAGCCCAACAGGGCCAAAAACCUCGCCAUCACGCUGCGGAAAGUAGGCAUGAGCACUGCGCAGAUCUGCACUGCGAUCCAAACGUAUAAUCUUGAUUUGCUAAACUCUGACUUUCUGGAGCUGCUGGAGCGUUUCAUCCCGUCGGAUUAUGAGCUGAGGUUGAUUGAGAAAUACGAGCGUGAAGGGCGCCCCCUGCAGGAGCUGUCGGAGGAGGACCGAUUCAUGGUGGCCUUCAGCAAGAUCCCGCGUCUGGCACAGAGAAUCAGCACUCUGACCUUCAUGGGCAACUUCAGCGAGAGCAUCCUGCUAAUAAAGCCUCAAUUAAAUGCCAUCAUUGCUGCAUCCAUGUCAAUCAAAUCCUCCAGCAAACUCAAGAAGAUUCUAGAGAUCAUUCUUGCAUUUGGGAAUUACAUGAACAGUGAGAAGAGAGGAUCAGCAUAUGGAUUUCGACUCCAAAGUCUGGACCUGCUUCUGGACAUGAAAUCCACAGAUCGAAAACUGACACUCCUGCAUUUCAUCGUCAGCAUCAUACAAGAGAAAUAUCCUCAGCUGCACAACUUUCACACUGAACUACACUGUCUGGAUAAAGCUGCACUGGUCUCUCAGGACAGCAUCCUUGCAGAUGUUCGAUCUCUGGAGAAGGGAAUGGAGGUGGUUCGAAGGGAAUAUCUCCAGCAGAAAGACAGCGCUGUCCUCACAAACUUCAUGUCCAGUAACGGCAGUCUGCUGGACUCUGUGGUCAAAGACAGCAAAACUGCAGAGGAGGUCUUUCACUCAGUGGUGGAGUAUUUCGGAGAGGAUCCCAAAUCCACGCCUCCUUCUGUUUUCUUCCCUGUUUUUGCCAGAUUUAUUAAAGCAUAUAAGCUGGCCGAACAGGAGAACGAACAGCGGAGGAAGAGAAUCUCUGAGACUGAUUUGGGCUCAGAUUUACACAUCCCUGACUCUCCUGUGAACACUGCUGUGUCUAACAGGAUGCCGGUGAUGCCAGGCUUCCCUCAGGUGGAUCUGAUCGCAGAGCUGAAGCGCAGGCAGAUGACGCCGCUCGUGAGAGAGGGCAGAGACGGAGCCAUCGAGGACAUCAUCACAGAUUUAAGGAACCAGCCAUACAUCAGAGCAGACGGAGGAAGACGAAGCGCCAAAUGGAAACCAGCUCAGCAGCUUCCCGUGUCGUCCGACAUCUCUCUGUGAAACACACACAGCUCAAAGCAUCCUGUGAUGAACCCACAUUACACACGAGGCCAAAAACAGUUUACAAGAAAUAUUUAACCACAAGCAAAAUUAAGCUAUUUGUAUUUAAAUUAUAAAAGCUGUACUAUUUAUGUACAAUUUAUUUAACAACUUUAUAGUCAAUCUCAAGAAACCUUUCAAGAACGUGUGCUUGUAUAUUUCAUAUCUCACCCCAAAAUGUUACGAAUUUCUGAAAUGUGAAGAAUUUGAACAAGCGUGUAUAUUUAAUACUCUGCAUCAAAGUUAAAGAAAAAAAAA
This is a messenger RNA of Carassius auratus (goldfish), 2562 nucleotides long. RefSeq names its product formin-like protein 1. The coding region runs from base 37 to 2265 and encodes 742 amino acids. Gene Ontology annotation, biological process: cell migration; regulation of cell shape; cortical actin cytoskeleton organization. Gene Ontology annotation, molecular function: actin filament binding. The transcript has 17 exons. Lineage: Eukaryota; Metazoa; Chordata; Actinopteri; Cypriniformes; Cyprinidae. The record is from RefSeq and is a predicted model, not a curated record. Gene Ontology annotation, cellular component: cytosol.